AUGGAGUCGUGCGAGUCGAGAGCCUCGAGAGCCUCGAGAGCCUCUCUCCUCUCCCUCCUCUCUCUCUUCGGUGUUCUCGGUCUGUGCGUCUCGUUCCGGUCCGACGCGACCGGUGGAAGCACGGAUCCCUUCCCCCGCGUCGGAAGCUGCACCGCGUUCCCUUCUCCCAUCGACCUGACGGAUUCGUGCGGCCGAAGGGGCGGGGGAGCCGUCGAGGCCCGUCAACUCCCGUCCGCGCACCCCUUCGGCUGGCUGCUGUGGCUGGCGUCGCAGUGGUUCCCUCGGCUCUUCUCGCGGUUCCUCGUCCCUUCGGUGAUCGGAGGAACGCCGGUGGACUCGAUCUCGGAGGCCCCCUUCGUGGCCCAGAUCUUCACCGAGAAAGGGACCUUCUGCGGGGGGACCAUCGUCGGCCCCAGACACGUCCUCACCGCGGCUCACUGUCUGAAGUGGGUCCGAGUCCGUCGUUCCUCGCGCGUCCACCCCGCCGAAUCCUCGUUUCGACCGAGCCGGAGCGGCGACGUCGUCUCCGUCUCGAGACGCGGCCGUGACGGUGAGAGUGGGAUCGACGACGAGGGGGUCGGGAGUUCUCGUCCGCGCCCAGACCGACACCCUGCAUCCCCAAUUCAGCAGUACCUUUCUUUUUUCAUUUUUUCAUCAUCGGCGAGUCGCGGGAGGACGGUGCUCGAGCGGUAUUCCUCUCGAUGGAAGCCGGGAACGGGGUUCUCGGGGCGUCCGCGUGAUUCGCGCGCGAACGUAAAGAUCGAGACGAAAAAGCGAGCACCGGACUCCCACGACUUGCCGAACCGUUCGAAACCCAUCGGACGAGUCGGAGAAGUCGAAGGAGCCGAUCGAUGGGAUGACCUUGCAGUGAAGGACGCGGGGGGCGGAUCCGACGUGGCCUCGAUCGUCCUCGAGGAGAGCCUAAACUUUUCCGCUUCCGUGCGGCCGAUCUGCGUUCCGAUCUGCGACGGAGGCGACCCGAACGGCACGCACGUCCUCUACGGCUGGGGGCGAACGGCCUCCAAAGGGGCGCUUCCGGCGGCCCUCCAGCAGAUCCAGAUGCGGCUGACGAACCAGAGCGAAUGCACGGAAAACACCGACGGACGGAUCGUCUGCGCCACGGGGAUUUCUUCCCGCACCGGAGGUUGUAACGUGAGUUUCCCGACGGGUCCGCUUCUCCUUUCGGAAGACGUCGUCACCGAUUCAAAUCGCUCUCUCUCUCUCGUGGAUCAGGGAGACAGCGGGGGCCCCUUCGUCACGUGGUACGGAGACGUCGCAUACUUGACCGGGAUCGUCUCCUACGGGACCGAAACGAAAUGCGAGAACUCCUUCAACGCGUUCACCCGAGUCUCCUAUUUCGCCCCUUGGAUUCGAGACCGUCUCCGACGACGACGAGGAUGA
Darwinula stevensoni is the source of this 1401-nucleotide messenger RNA. The record is from the annotation of a GenBank genome assembly. NCBI's taxonomy places the organism in Eukaryota, Metazoa, Arthropoda, Ostracoda, Podocopida, Darwinulidae.